UUUUACUCUUUGGGUUUACAUUAACCAGUUGCGUCUCCUAGUAUACCAUUAUUCAAAGUAAUGUUUGCAUUGCUAAUGUCAGUCACCGUGAAGUGUAACGCUAACUGACGUUAUGUUAGAAGAACUUAAUUCUAAGCUAACGUUAGUUAACAAGUAAGGGCUAACAGCUAAUGUUAGCUAGCAGUUAAGGUUAACCGUUAGGUUCUUCUUUGGGUUUUACCUUAGCUCAAAGCGACAUUGCUGUAUACAUGUGACGCCUACGUUCACUUUUACACACAAUUCAUCACGUUGCCAGCUGCCGCCAUGUAUCGGGCAUUCUCUCCAAACCUGGUUCGACCCAACUUGCCCUUGAGGAAGCCGUCAUCGGGCCCCGUGGCUCUCUAUACCCCGAGGCCUCCGGCCCCGGCGACACCUCUCUCCUUUCCCGAUGCUACGGCUGCGUGCACCGCGUCGGGCGCCAUUGGAGACGCCCUGACGAACGUAUCAGUAGGCAGGAAUCAAUCAGCAUUGUUCCAAUCCACACCACCACCGCUGACUGUAUAUUUCUGCAACUACUGUGGUCAGCAAGGAAAUUUGCGGUGCAAGCGCUGCAAGAACACGCCAUACUGCUCCGUGGCGUGUCAGGCAGAAGACUGGAAGGCACACAGGCACAUGUGCAAGUCCAUUGAUUCAGAACCUCAAACUGAAAAACCUAAAGAAACUACAGCUUCACCAUUGACAGGAGACACGGGAAGCCUGCUUGUGUCCGAGCAAGGUAAUGCAUCCAGCCCCCAGAGAGUCUACUUGAAGGACUUGCACUUGACUAAAAUCAUUAAGGGAGACGACAUCCAGGCAUCGGUCUUAGAGUUCUACAACCCUGGCAGGUUUUUCCUUCUCGCCCAAAACCUUGAACUUCUGGAAGCUCUGCAGAACAUCAGCGCAGAGCUUCAGAAAACGUACAGCUGCCCAUCAGUGACGACCUAUGUUCCCCAUGUUGGAGAAGUUUGUGCGGUUAAGUUCUCCUGUGAUCUGAACUGGUACAGAGGACUUGUCCAGACAUUAGCUGCUGACCAGAAGACGGCUAAUAUCCUUUAUAUUGACUUUGGCAAUGAAGAGGAUGUCCCCGUGGACAGGAUCAAGCCCCUGGCUGCCAACAUCCAGCCAUUUUGUCCAUGCGCAAUGCAGUGCCGUAUCAUCGGGGUGGUGCCAACGGCUGGCAGCUGGUCUUCAGAGUGCUGUAUUUCAGUGAAAAAGCUUUUGGCCGGCAAGUUUUUGACUACUAGUAUGGUGGAAACACAGGAAGAUGGUCGCAUACAUUCCGUGGAUAUCACACUUUCAAUGGGAAAGAAAUUAAGCACGUUUCUCCUUGAUCAUGGUUAUGCAGAGGAGGAAGCUGUCAACACAGCACCAACUAUGAAUGAAAUAAACGCUCUGGUGACUGCAUCUUUGGACAACUUCAGACGUCUCUCUGAUGGAAAAGAUGACAAUACUUGGGCUCAGCUACCAGAGCCACUGACACAGGCAGUGGGGGACUCCUUCUAUGUUUUGAUCACCCACCUCCAGUCACCCAAUGAAAUGAUUGUACAGAAGGUAGAGAACGCCGGAGUGAUUCGGGAGUUGCAGCUGAAGCUGAGGGAGCACUGCUCUCAGGUCCCAGCGCCUCAGAACUUCAGGCCGGCCCCCGGCACAGUUUGCUGUGCACAGUUCUCGGAGGACAAGCAGUGGUACAGGGCCAAGGUUUUGGGUUAUUCAUCAGAGGAACGCAUCUGUGUUGGCUACCUUGAUUUUGGCAACUCUGAGGAAGUGGAUUUAGCCAACCUGCAGCCUAUCAGCACUUCACUACUGGCCUUGCCAAUGCAAGCUAUACCUUGUGGUCUAGCAGGUGUGCGGCCAGUUGGGGAGAGCUGGACAGAAGACUGCCUGCUGGCUCUGCAGCGGAGAGUAGCGAACCGAAUACUGCACAUCGAGAUCACGGGAGAACACGACGGCAAGCUUCUAGUGACCAUGAUCGACGAGGCCAGCGAUCCUCAGGCCAAUGUCGCCGAGCUGUUGAGCUCUGCUGGCUUCGCCGUUCCGGUUUCUCCCGUCAGUGACGAGCAGGCGGACCAGACCGCCAGUGCUUCUGUGGACCCCCAAGAGCCUACCUCCGCCUGUGAGCCUCUGGUGUGGUCUUGCAAUGAGCUUCCCUGUGACGGCCAGACAGUGGCACUGCUUGCUAGUGUCGUGGAGAACCCUCAAGAGUUCUACUGCCGCAUCGACAACCCCACAGACCAUCAGCGGCUCAUGGAGCUGGGAGCUCAGUUGAAGGAGCAUUGCGAGGCAGCGGCGUCUCCUUUUGUACCCAAAGUAGGGGAGCCGUGUUGUGCCAUGUUUCCUGUUGAUGGAAAGUGGUAUCGGGCAAUGGUGAAGGCUCUGUCCGAAGAAGUGUCUGUCUACUUUGUGGACUAUGGUUACACCAUGAAAGUUGAAAAGAACCACCUUCGAUCCAUUACAGACAGACUCCUGACUCUACCCUUUCAGGCUAUUUGCUGCUGGCUCACAGGUGUGGAGCCUCUGGGGUCAGAGUGGAGCAGUGAGGCCUUGCUGUGCUUCGAUACGCUGGUGGAUGGAGAGCAGCUCUCUGCGCGUGUCCUUUCAGUCACUGAUCGGGGUUACGGUUUGGAGCUGAAGAGCCGUGGGAAGGAUGUGGCAAACGCCCUCAUUUCUGAGCAGCUAGCCAAAGUUCCUGGGGCGCUACCCGCAGAAGCAGAAGCUGUUUCUGGACAUGCACACCAAGAGAAAGGGCAGGAAAAUGAACACAGCCCAAAACAUGCACACACCAACCAGGUGACUGGAGCCAGUUUGAAAGAAAUGCCAACUGAGGGCCAGACUGCAACGCCAUCAAAAGUUUCAGCCCCGGGUUUCCCAGUGGACUGGAAGGCAGUGGAGCUGCCUCUCAACAGCACCUUUCAGCCUCGUAUCGCUGCCUUCAUCGGCCCGUCCCUCUUCUACAUCAUCGUUCCUAUUCAGGUAGACCAGCAGAAGCUUCAGGAGGUGAUGAUGGAGCUGACAGUUUACUGCAGCGACAUCCAGGCUUCUUCAUCCUCCACUGUCCCCUGCAAACCGGCUCUUGGAGCUGCCUGUUGCGCCCAGUUCUCUGCCGACAACAACUGGUACCGUGCGGUGGUCGUGGAGGUCGACGACAAUGAGGCGAGUGUCAUCUACGCAGAUUACGGCAACGCUGAGAAAGUGCCAUUCUCCCGUAUCCUUCCCAUCCCCAUGAGCCUGCUACAGCUCCCCUUUCACGUCACCCGGUGCACCCUCAAUGGUAAAGAACCCUUUCCUGCAAACCUUCCAGAGGAGGUCCAGCAGAUGUUUGAAAACCUGCUGUUUAGUGGCGUCCUCGCCACAGUCCAGUCCUUCAAUGGCACUGAAAACGUGCUGACACUCGCUCUGCCCUCUGAGAAGGGCGGGCAACUCGUCUCGGCCAUGAUCUCGGACGCCCUAAAGGCCCGGGCCACGAGCAGUCCUCCGAAGGUCGACCGAAUUGACAGCAGCGCCUCUGCUGCUGGACCUUCAGCUCUACCUGAGGGUCUCCGGUCCAACUCUGGAAGCGAAAAGGGGCCCGAAAGCACAGCAGCUGCCACGGGCCCCCCCGUGGACCUAGAGCCGGAAUCCCAGACUCUCCAGCAAAGGAAAAAUACGUCAGCUGUGGCGGUCGAUGAUCCUCAGACGUCGGGCUGCUGCUGUCUAAAGCUGACCACAAAGAUUGACGACCUGGAGCGGUUGAUGCAGCAGCAGCUUUCUCUCAUCAAACUGUUGGUGGGACAGAAAAAAUGAGAUUCCCCCAUUUCAAUACGUUACAAACUCCUGUAACUCAUUCCUGUUUAUUUGUUUCUUUAAUGAAAGUUAACUAAAUACAGCAUGUCGUUUUAAUUCUGCCACUCUGGUCCACAUACUGCCACCCAGGUUUUAAUUUGUUGCUUUCAUUUUAUGUUCACUAAACAGUCACUCUGUUCUGGGCUUUUUAUGUUUUUAACUUGUGGUUAAAUUCCAGUCCUUGUUUUAUUUAGAUAUAUCUCUGUAUGUUUGCAGUGAGUUGUUCUCCUUCAAUUGUCGUGCAGCGUGCUGAGCUGACAUCUGUUCCUUAGUUCACUCCUCAUCACCUGUUCAAGAUGGGAUGUCCUGCCAGAUUUAUGUUCAACAUAAA
Pungitius pungitius (ninespine stickleback) is the source of this 4168-nucleotide messenger RNA. RefSeq names its product tudor domain containing 1 (gene tdrd1). The record is from RefSeq and is a predicted model, not a curated record. Lineage: Eukaryota; Metazoa; Chordata; Actinopteri; Perciformes; Gasterosteidae. The transcript is spliced from 24 exons. The coding region runs from base 304 to 3798 and encodes 1164 amino acids.